This is a messenger RNA of Lutzomyia longipalpis, 4446 nucleotides long. RefSeq names its product protein saal1. The record is from RefSeq and is a predicted model, not a curated record. NCBI's taxonomy places the organism in Eukaryota, Metazoa, Arthropoda, Insecta, Diptera, Psychodidae. The transcript has 2 exons. Bases 89 to 1417 code for a protein of 442 amino acids.
ACCUAGAAAAACCGAAAAAACCUCAAAUUCGUGAAAAUUUUACAAAAACCCCCGGAAAAGGAAAAGAGUCUUCCUUCAGUAAUCAAUAAUGAACUCCGAAGGAUCUCCCCACCAGCAAAAUUACAAUCCCUCCAGUGAAGAAUGUGAAAUAGACCAGGAAAAACUCAGAGGGGAUGCAAUUGGUGAUUCCCUGUAUAGUGAAAGAUUCGUCCUUUCAACACUUAUAAAAUUAACAAAAUUCGAGGAGAAUGAGGAGCUUAGUGAGGAAUUUGAGAAGGAUUUGUGCAUCCUGUGGGACAUGACGAUAGAUAGGGAUGUAAUCCGAUUGCUGCUGACGCACAAUGUCCUCGAAUUGUUCACACAAAUCAUCCAGAGCACCACUGAUGAUCGCCUAACUGAGAUCCUCGUGGGGAUCAUUGGGAAUAUGUGUAGUCUACCGGAAACACGUACAGAACUCUGUGACAAUCGUCAUGUAAUUGCUCCCAUCCUCGAAUUGAUCUCAUCCGUUGAUCCUCCGACCCUUGUGCAGCUAAUGCGCUUCCUCCAUGCAUGUCUUGUGUUUGAAAAUACCGGUGAUGAGGGGUCGUGGUUUGAGCAUUUCUGCACCAUUGAGGGAUUCAUGGAUAAAUUCGCGGGUAUCCUGUCCAAUUCCAUCAACCGGAGCCUCCUCUUCACAUCCUUCGAAGCUCUCAAUGCAAUUGCAUCAAAAUUCGCAAUGGUUGAAUUCCAACCGGGUGUCACGACACAGUUGAAGGAUGUUCUCCUUCGUCCAAAUCUCAUUGCCAGCAUCAUCGAAGCAUUCCAGCAGCUAAUGCCUGAAACACAGAAUGGCAUUGAAAUGCUCGAUCUCACGGAUCGCAAGAAGAAAAUCAUUAAUCUCUUCCUGGACAUUAAUGUUAUCCUGUCGCAGUACGAGGAAGCAUCCAGGAUGUGCUACAGUGCAGCCAUGACGGAUAUGCACGAUUGCCUGGCGGCUAUCCUUGCACCCUACUGCCAUGAAGUGAAUCUCCUGCCACCAACUGCAAAUGAACAGGGAGUCAUUGAGAAUGUAACGGACGUCCUGACAGCCCUACCGAAUCCCUUCCCAGCCAAAUGCAUCGCACAGAUGAUCACAAUAUGGGAUUUAGUGGAGAAAUAUCACGAAAAGACUGCAAAGGAUGACCCGGAAGCCACUGAAUGGUCUUCCCCACGAGAAGAGAUCAAUGCUGAGGAUAUCUCAACAACUAUUCUUGACUUUCUUUCGCGCAUUGUUGCAGCUAAUGUCGAUCAGGAAGCCUUCGAGAAGGCUCUUGUGGAUAUCCCAAGGAGUACAGCAGUCAGUUUGCAUGAGAAACUACAAACAGAAGGACAAGAUCUUGACACUGAGGCUAUUUGCGAGAAAUUUCAACUCUUCCUGGCGAAAGGAAGUGAAAAUUAAUCUCAGUGUGAGAAAAAACAACGAAAACCGUCUUCUUACAAAAAGCUUUGGUUAGGCCUUAAUUAGGCCAAGAAAAUUAAUAUGUUUUCUAACCUCAACCUCAAAAUAAUUAAAAUGACACGUGUAGUCCCAAUUUUUUCAGGAACGGCUCAGAAUUUGAUUCUGAUUGAUUUCCCGUUGAAAUUGGGGUAUUACAGGUUGAACUCUCUGAGCAUUUUCACAUUUUCAUUUUCGCCAUACAAUUUUCUAAGAAUUUGAAUUUAGGUUGACAAAUUUAAUAAGGGGCCUUCAAUGUAGGAUUGUGCAAUUAUGCGGUUGUGCAAAAGUCCAAAAGGAACCUCAAAUUCACGCGAUAAUAAAUACGCGAUGGAGCAUACUUAUUUUUUAAAUUUUUUUUUUUUAAUCACAAAUAAUUAACAGUUUUUUAUAAGGUUUUUAAAGUUAUUUUAAUUUUUUUAAUAAAAAAAAUAUAAAAAAUUUAAAGUAUUUUUAAAAAACUAUUCUUUUAAAUUAAAAAUUUUAAAAAUUGUAAUUCUUUUUAAAGUUCUUUUCAUUUUUUUAUUUUAAUUUUUUUUUAAUUAAAAAUUUUUUUUUUCUAAUUAUGUGUUACAAAAAAAUUAUAAAUUAUUAUUAAAAAAGUUUUUUAUAGAAAUUAUUUUUCACAAAUAAUUCUUUUUUAAGUGUGUAGCGCCUUCGCAGAAAAAAACAUCACUUUUUAAUAAAUUUUUUUUUAUGAAAAUAAAUACGCGCUUGAGGUUACUUUUCUCAUUAAAAAUCUUUGCUAAAGUAUAGUUUUUAUUAUUUUUAAUAAAAAAAAAUACAUUUUCUAGUGCGUAGCUCCUUUACAAAAGGAAACUGAACUAGUUUUUUUUACAAUAGUUUUUUUUUUAAUAAAUCUUUUCAAGUGUGAGCGUCUUUGUAAAUAUAAAACUACUUCUUUUAUUAGUAUUUUUUUACAAAAUGGCGGCUUUUAUUUCAUAGAAAAGAUCUUGGCAUUUUAUGUUCACAAGAAAUGGUUUAAAUUAUUUUAAAUAUUGCAGAAAGUUGUAGAGUUUUGUAAAACCUACCAAUUAAGGCAAAAUCGAACAAGCAGAACAGAAGAUAUGGUUCUUAGAACUUUUCAAAUUCAGGAAUUUUUCAAAUGGUUAUAAAUGACUUGACUAUGAUGUAUUGUCGAUUUAUGCCUUAUUUUGAAGUAAUUUUUUGGUCUUAAUUCGUACAGAACGCACAAAUUGUGCAAAUAGAAGAAAAGUUAUUUUUGCAACUUUUAAGGCAAAAAAUGUAAGAUUUUGUUCUUACAAAAGAUUUUUCAAGGUUAGGAUAUCAUUCUCAACCCAUCUGGAUGCAUAGACCCACCCGCGAAAAGUGUUGAAUUUGAGGUUCCUUUUCGACUUUUGCACAACCGCAUAACUGCACAAUCCUACAUUGAAGGCCCCUUAUUAAAUUUGUCAACCUAAAUUUAUUUUUAUGACCACCCGUGGCGCUACUUGUUCAAUUUUAUUCAAAUUCUCGGAAAAACAUAUGGGAAAAUAAAUCGGGGAAAGUGCUCAUUUCCCUCAACCUGUAUGACCCCAAUUUCAACGGGAAAUUGAUCAGGAUCAAAUUUAAGGCCGAUCCCGAAAAAAAUUGGAUCUACAUGUAUCCUAGUUUAAUUAUUUCGAUGUUAAAAACCAGAUCCGCUGCACUAAAUCAUCGCCCAGGACUCACUUGGUCAGUUCUCACACUCACCGGAGGAGAAUUUGGAAAGAAUAAACAAAAAUUGCACAAUUGGAUCAAAGGAUCCAAACUUGUUUCAAUGUCCCUAAAUCCUUGUUAUCCUGCCCACUUGAAUUUUCUGCCAUAUUUCACCUCAAUCUUCAUCAAAUAUCAUACUUGGACUGACCUCUGAAGGAAGAAUCAGAAUCACAACCCGUAAGUGAAAUCCUCGAUUACCCCUCGAUAUAUUUAUUUAAAAGAACAAAACUCCGUCUCAGAGAGUUGCAGUCUUCUUGCCAACUUCCAGUUCCAGCAAAUACCGCAAAAUAUUCAUUUUUGCAAUAGCACGCUGUUCCGGAAGUAGUUUUCGGAGUGGCUCCAGGAGGGAGAGAGCAAAAUACUUAUCAUCCUCCUGUCCCGAGGAUUCAUCUGAUUGAAUUUCAAUUACUUCAAUACUGGAUCGACUUGAAGGGGCUGCAGGGAGAGCUUCCGUGCGCUCAUUUUCCUCCCACGUGAUGACAUCUUGUGCAGGAAGUGGUGAAGAUGCCUCUGCUGGACUUUCGUGAGGCUGUAUCCUCGUGCAUCUGGAAUGGAUUUGUUUCCUCGGAGAUUUUGGCGCCACUGCUGGUGAUUCCUGACGGAGCUUGUGGAAGGGUUUUGUCCUCACGUAGGUUUUUAUGAGAUUGCUAACUGCUUCAAUUUGCUGAUCAGCUUCUGGUGUAUCCACAUCAGAGACCUCCAAGGGAGAUGUGGUGGCUUCAUUGAAAUUCCCCUCAAAGUCAUCCAGUUCAAUUUCCUCGAGAAAGACAAUUUGUGGCGAAACAGGUGAGACAACAGCAAUGGGAACUUGAUUCUUCGCUGAAUCCUCAUCAGCAGCGUCCUUUUCAUCAUACGAAAUUUCAUCCGGAAGCUCCUGGGAUAGUGGAUCCUGCUCAGGAUCUUCACCAUUUCUCAGGAAUUCAGCUGCAAGUUCUCUGUCAUAGGGCGUGGGAAUAGCUUCCCGGCGGAGGAUUGUACGAUUAAAUUGACAUUUCUUCUGAACGUCCCGGAAGUGAUGCUCACAGAAGAGCCUCCGGAUGUUUUUAUUCUUCUUGUACUCAUUCAUGAGGUGCUUAUUCCCGGAAUUUGCAAUCCACAGCGUACGACGCUUUUCAUCUUUGGGUAAAUUGAAGAAUGUUACCCGUGAACAGGGCUGGUAAAUAUUGUCGCAUCCUUCAUAGCAACACCUUGACAUUUUCUCUCUAUUUUUUUUUAGUUUUCUUUCAAAAUCCCUGAAUUGAUGAAGAAUUGAAAAAACAAAUCACAAUUUUCCUUGAGAAAAAUCUAAACAAAAA